CUUGUUUUCUUUUCAUGAUGAACAGUGUUCGGUCAAGUAUAAGAAAAUUACCUCCAAAGGCUGUGAUCAAAAUACUUCGAAAAGUGUUUUCUUUACCAGCACCAGCAGCUCGAUUUAUUCUGAAUGAGAUCACAAAAGCAAGACCAUGUCAUCAAUCGUGGAUCUAUCGAGUCAAAGAACACGAUUGGUCUGGGUGUUGGAUAGGACAAGAUAUAGAGAACCAAGAUGUAUUCAAGCGUGUCCAAGAAGCUGAUGUUGUCUUAUUUUAUGUCCAUGGAGGCGGAUUUCGUAUUGGCAGUUGUACAAUGUAUAUGGAUACCAUGAUUGCCUGGAUCCAUGCACUCCAGAUGAAAUAUGGGUUAACAUGUAUGAUCAUGAGUAUUGACUACAGAUUAGCACCUGAAUAUCGAUAUCCAAGUCCAAUAGAGGAUGUGGUACGUGCUUAUGAACAUCUUGUUCAUACUUUGGGUAUCCACACAGAUAAGGUCAUUGCUAUAGGUGAUUCUGCAGGUGCUGCUCUUGUGCUUGAAAUGUUGUUUAUCACACAUGAUCCAAGCAUGUUUGACAUUGUCACUGAAAAAGAACAAGAGCAAGGUAAGGUGCGUGAAUUACCAAGACCAGCAGGGACUAUUUUGAUAUCGCCACUUGUGACAGACAAGACAGAUUCAGCAUCAUGGCAAAUCAAUCAGAAAUAUGACUAUAUUACAGAACAUACAGCCAAAGUGAUCAAACGAGACUAUUUUCCUACUUGCGAUAAAGAGGAAGAAGAGGAAGAACAACAUACGCUGGGUAUUGCUCAACUUCAGACUGGAUUCAAAGCAUUUCUAUCGCCAGAAGUAUUGAUGUACAUUGGUCAUCUGGAAGUAUUAAGGGAUGAUGCGAUCCAAUUGGCCGAGAAAGCAGAACAAGACCAUGUUGCUUGGCAAACAGUGAUAGAAGAAGAUGUUCAUGAUUGGUUUUGUGUGCGUGAAGUAGUCAAAGAUAAAGAGAUCCUUAAGCGAGCAGACAACAUAUUUGCUGAUUUCUGUUAUCGGGCCAUUGGUGGUCCUAUUCGAAAAGAAGCGUGUGACCAAAGAAUAAAAUAAAAAGAGGACGAAACACAUCAUCCUCCU
This is a messenger RNA of Gilbertella persicaria, 1112 nucleotides long. Its product is annotated as Alpha/Beta hydrolase protein. Gene Ontology annotation, molecular function: hydrolase activity. The record is from RefSeq and is a predicted model, not a curated record. Lineage: Eukaryota; Fungi; Mucoromycota; Mucoromycetes; Mucorales; Choanephoraceae. The coding region runs from base 15 to 1085 and encodes 356 amino acids. The transcript is spliced from 3 exons.